This is a messenger RNA of Apiotrichum porosum, 753 nucleotides long. RefSeq lists its product as uncharacterized. Bases 1 to 753 code for a protein of 250 amino acids. Gene Ontology annotation, molecular function: NAD(P)HX epimerase activity. NCBI's taxonomy places the organism in Eukaryota, Fungi, Basidiomycota, Tremellomycetes, Trichosporonales, Trichosporonaceae. The transcript has 5 exons. Gene Ontology annotation, cellular component: mitochondrion. The record is from RefSeq and is a predicted model, not a curated record.
AUGUCCAUCAGAUACAUUGGCCAAAAGCUCGCACAGCACAUCGACGAGGAGCUCAUGUCGGCCGCCGGCGCGUUCUCGCUGGACCAACUCAUGGAGCUCGCAGGCCUGAGUUGUGCCCAGGCGCUGGCCAAGAGCUACCCUAACACGACGCACAAACGCGUCCUCGUGUGCUGUGGACCGGGAAACCAGGGCGGCGACGGCCUCGUCGCAGCGCGUCACUUGCAUCACUUCCGCUACACGCCGACCAUCUACUACCCCAAGCCCGGAGGCAAGGACAUCUACCAGCGCCUCCUCCAACAGGCUCGGAACCUCGGCAUCCCCGUGGUGGCCGGCGCGGACGAGUUUGAUGCUGCCAUUGCCGCGACCGACGUCGUCCUGGAUGCCAUCUUUGGUUUCUCAUUCCAACCCCCGGUCCGCGCUCCGUUCGACCGCGUCCUGAACGCGCUGGCAGCGACGCACGCACCCAUCGUGUCCGUCGACAUUCCCUCCGGGUGGAACGUGGAAGCUGGCCGGCAGCCGCUGUUCACGUCGCCCGACGCCGCGGGCAAGAGCCAGACGGUGGAGACGAUUGACCCGGCCGUACUCAUCAGUCUGACGGCGCCAAAGGAGGGCGUGCAGGCGUACACUGGCCGGCACUGGCUGGGCGGCCGCUUUGUGCCCGAUGACCUGGCUAUAAAGUACAAUCUCAACCUCCCAGAGUACCCUGGCGUGGACCAGAUCGUCGAGCUGCCGCGAACCGCGCCGAAACUCUAA